UCUGUCUGUCUGCCCAUUCUCUCAUGUCCACUCUACCUGUCGCUCAAUACACACACACAGAACCAGGAAGUUCAUUUCAGAGAAAAUGAAACUCAGAAAACUCAGAGUCUCUCUCUCUCUCUCUCUCUCUCUCUCUCUCUCUCAGUGUGUGAGUGCAGGAAAAUGGCAGAAUCCAGUAUUUCAGUAGAUCAGCUUUCAGUAGAUCAGUUCAGCUGUCCAGUGUGUCUGGAUCUCCUGAAGGAUCCAGUGACUACUCCCUGUGGACACAGUUUCUGUAAGGUGUGUAUUAAUGGCUGCUGGGAUCAGGAGGAUGUGAAGGGCGUCUACAGCUGUCCCCAGUGUAGAGAGACUUUCACUCCAAGGCCUGUUCUACGCAGGAACAACAUGAUGGCUGAAGUGGUGGAGAAACUGAAGAAGACUGAACUCCACGCUGCUUCUCCUGCUCACUGUUACGCUGGACCUGGAGAUGUGGAGUGUGAUUCCUGCACCGGGAGAAAACGCAAAGCCGCCAAGUCCUGUCUGGUGUGUCUGGCCUCCUAUUGUGAAGAUCAUCUUAAACCUCACUUUCAGUCUCCUGCCUUUAAGAAGCACAAGUUAGUUGAAGACUGUGCAGAGCUCCAAGAGAAGAUCUGCUCUCAGCACGACAAACUGAUCGAGAUCUUCUGUCGUACUGACCAAAGCUUCAUCUGUUUCUUGUGUUUCAUGGAUGAUCACAGAGGCCAUGAUACGGUUUCAGCUAAAGCAGAAAGAAGUGAAAAACAGAAUGAGCUACAGGAGGAGCAGAUGAAAUCCCAGCAGAGGAUCCAGGAGAAGCAGGAGAAGGUGCAGGAGCUGAAACAGACUGUGGACACUAUUAAGAUGCAUUCACAGGCAGCAUUAGAUGAGAGUGAGAAGUUCUUUACUGAGAUGAUCAGCUCCAUGGAGAAAAAGCGCUCGGAGGUGAAGGAGAUGAUCAGAGCUCAGGAGAAAGCUGAUCUGAGUCGAGCUGAACGACUCCUGAAGCAACUGGAGCAGGAGAUUGCUGAUCUUAAGAGGAGAGUCACUGAGCUGGAGCAGCUUUCACACACACACGAUCACAUCCACUUCCUCCAGAGUUUCCCGUCUCUCUGUGUUUCUCCUGGAUCUGAGGACUCACCCAGCUUCACUGUCCAUCAACAGCUCUCAUUUGAUGGUGUGAGGAAAUCUCUCUCAGAUCUGAAAAAACGAGUGGAGGAAAUCUGUGAGGAGGAAUUCAACAAAAUCCGUCCACAAGCUGCAGCAGUUCAGAUGAUUUCACUCUCAGAACCAGAGAGCAGAGAAGAUUUUCUGCAGUAUUUCUGUUAUCUGACUCUGGAUCCCAACACAGUAAAUCAUCUCCUCAUUCUGUCUGAGAAGAACAGAGCGGUGAAGCACAGUGAGAGAAAACAGCGAUACUCUGAUCAUCCAGAGAGAUUUAACUCCUUGUAUCAGGUGUUGUGUAAGGAGAGUGUGUGUGGACGCUGUUACUGGGAGGUGGAGUGGAGCAGUGAUGGUGUGUACAUAUCAGUCUCAUAUAAAGAGAUCAGCAGGAAAGGAGGGGGUAAAGAGAGUUUGUUUGGAUUCAACAGUCAGUCCUGGAGUCUGCGGUGUGCUUCUUCCUCUGUCUCUUUCUGGCACAACGACAUUAAGACUGAUCUCCAAGGUCCAGCGUCCUCCAGAAUAGGAGUGUAUGUGGAUCACAGUGCAGGAACUCUGUCCUUCUACAGCAUCUCUGACACGAUGAAGCUCCUCCACAGAGUCCACACCACAUUCACUCAGCCUCUAUACGCUGGGUUUGGUAUGUGGAGUGUUAACUCGACUGUGAGGUUCUGUGAUCUGAAAUGAAAUGUUGGUAAAAGUUUUUAGUAAAAUUAUAACUGAGGUGUUAGAUUUAUUUUCUCUCCGAGUUAGAAUGACACUUUUGUGUGCAGAAACUGUAACAGUUCCACAUUAUUAUUAUUAUUAUUAUUAUUAUUAUUAUUAGUAGUAGUAGUAGUAGUAGUAGUAGUAUUAAAAUGUUUUAGAUAAAUAAUUAUACACAUUAUGAGGGUGUUUUAGUGCCACGUAAAAAAAAUGAACAUUAGGAGAAUAAAGUAAAAAUGUCAUGGCGGUAAUGUUGGUUUUAUAUCCAUCUAUCUAUCUAUCUGUAUCUCUUUCUAUCUGUCUCUCUAUCUAUAUCUAUCUAUCUGUCUGUCUGUCUAUCUAUCUGUCUAUCCGGCUCUAAAGGUAUUGGAACACUGUACAUGUCCAAAAGUAUGAAUUCAUGCUAGCAACAUGCUAAAUUAUGCUAACAAUGUGCUGAAAAAUGCUAGCAGCAUGCUAAUUCAUGCUAGCAACAUGGUAAUUCAUGCUAGCAGUGUGAUAAAACAUGCUAAUUCAUGCUAGCACAAUGCAAAUUGAUUUUAGCAGUUUGUUUAAACAUGCUAAUUCAUGGUAGCAACAUGGUAAUUCAUGCUAGUAACAUACUAAAAUAUGCUACCAACAUGACAAUCCAUGCUAAACCACCCAGAACAUAGCAACUGCUUAGCAACAGCCUAGUAACCACCCAGAACACCCUAGCAACCACAAAUCUGUCUGUCUGUCUAUCUAUCUAUCUAUCUAUAAUCAACUCUAUAAUGAUUGUCACUCUGUCUAUAUUUCAGACUCUCUUUCUCAAGCCAACAUCAAAGUUUAUUAUGAUGAACUUCACCUAUCUAGUUUUAUUUUAUAUCUUUAACCAUUUUCUGGUCAGGAGUUUUAAAAAAUAUAUUAAUAAGUAACUACUAUAUCUCAUUGACACACAAGAAUUCAGAACCUUUUAGCUGUCUACUACAGUGUAUCAGAGAUGAAAUUAAAUAAUGAAUAUGAGCUCAAAGUGCAGACUUUCCUCUUUAAUUUGAGGAUAUUUACAUCCAAUUCAGGUGUAGGAAUUACAGCACUUUUUAUAAUUCCCUCAUUAUUCCCUCAUUAUUUCACUUAGACGUACGCAGAUAAAAGUGUAGAGUUGAUUUCAGGUGUGGCGUUUGCAUUUGGAAUCUGUUCUUGUUGACUCUCAAUAUGAAGUCCAAAGAGCUGUCACUGCCAGUGAAGCGAGCCAUCAUUAGGCUGAAAAAUCUAAACAAACCCAAAAACAUUAGGUGUGGCCAAAUCAACUAUUCAGUACGUUCUUACAAAAAGAAAGAAUGUGUGUUGUGCAUGUACAGAGGUCACAUUUUCUCCAGGAAUCUGUUCAUCAGUGGCUCAAACCCCUCCUGCAGUCUUAAAAAAAAGUGCCACAAAGAACCAAACAGGGUGUUUCAUAGCGAGGCCAUAGAAAAACCUUUUUUGGUUCCACAAAUAACCUUUUAGUGGAGAACCAUUUUUUUCCCUUAGUGCCACAACGACCUUUUCAGGUUCUACAAAGAACCAAGAUCUUGUAUUGAUGUUUCCAGAUGUGGAGGGAGGAACAUAGGAUGGAAGUAGACGCCAACCCGAAUUUUCAAGAUGUAAAAGUCACAUUUAUCCAGAAUAGUAAUCCAUAUCGAACAAUCAUAUAAAAAUCCAACUAACAUUGAUACAAAGAUGACAUUUUCACAAACUUAACGUGUUUUAAACUAGAUUUUUAUAAGCAUUUUAACACUUUAAAAAACCUGAACAUUGUAUCACUUGCUAGUCAUCCUGGAUUUGAUUAACAUUUAUUGGACUCUGUUAUAAAUAUCCAUCACGUUUUGAAUCGAUACAUGUAUUAUUUGGAUCUCUAGAUUAAUUUAUGGUUUAGGAUCUUCUCUGUUUCAUGAUUCAUUCCCCAUUCAAUUGUGUCUUCUGGUCCUACAAGUGGUCUCUCAGAAAGAGAUUGGUUCAUUUUUGUGACCACACAAACACAACAUCCUUUCGGUCAUGACUGAAAUGACUUGGGAGAUGAACUAAUCAAUUCUGUUUCCUGUUCCUACCAGAGUCAGAAUUGAUUAGUGAAUCUCCCGAGUCAGAACGAAUCACUCUCUGUCUGUGUCCGAAAUGGUGGACUACCCUACUAUACAGUAGGCAAAAAGCAGUACGUCAGAGGGGUGGUAUGUCCGAAUUCUCAGUAGGAGAGAAACACCCGGAUGACGGACUGCUUCCGGUCAGAUUUUGCAGCGCGCGAGUUAAAAAAAAAAUGUCGGAAGUUAUGUUAUUUAGUACCUGAAUAAAUUGUUAACUUGUUGAAGAUUUAAACAAGAAAACAGUUGUCACAGCUGUUAAAACAUUUUUUAGGAUCUCCAUCAUGACUUAGCCAGCCAAGCUAACGGUAACGAAUUUACCUCAGCCCGUUAACCCCGCCCACAUUACAUUACUAAUUCACGUCACUUUCCUGAUGUUACUUUGGUUACACUAAUUUAUAAAUUUAUAUGCUUAAUUAUUUAUGAACUGAUAAUAUUUGUGAAGUUAAUUUUUCUGUUCUGCAUUUAUUUUUAUUUCAUUUAUUUAUUUUAUUUAUUUAUCUUAGUAUGUUUAGAAAAAAAUGACAAU
Messenger RNA from Ictalurus punctatus (channel catfish), 4461 nucleotides. Its product is annotated as tripartite motif-containing protein 16. The transcript is spliced from 6 exons. The record is from RefSeq and is a predicted model, not a curated record. The coding region runs from base 163 to 1842 and encodes 559 amino acids. NCBI's taxonomy places the organism in Eukaryota, Metazoa, Chordata, Actinopteri, Siluriformes, Ictaluridae. Gene Ontology annotation, molecular function: protein binding; zinc ion binding.